AUGGCACGAUCAAUCCACUACCACUACGAGGAUGAAGACGCACCUGUCUACUCAGGACCAAGCUCGAUGGAUAGGGCGUUCCCAUUGCUGGAAGUCUUCGCGUCAGAUCCGGCCACAUGGUUGAUGGAGGCGUCUCGCCAACCAUUCCGUCCAUGGAACUCUGCUUCGGGCCCAGGGAGCACCCACCAGUCACCCCGGAGACCAGACCUGGACCACCGUGGCAUGAAUGGUGAACGCAGACAGGACUCGCAGCGCUUUCUCCCGCCAUCACCUCCAACGCCCAAGUGGCUUCCUGCAUUCGGUCUCGAUGAUCCCAUCGGUCACAGAGACGAAGGAGCUCCCCUCUUGGCUCAGACUUCUUUCGAAGAUCUGCCAUGUCGCCUCGAUCCGCGAGGUGUUGGAGAGGAACGAGCAAUGCCCUUUGGGUCGUAUCAACUGCCCCCGAUCCGCGACGUCAUCGAUCCCGAGCUUGACUUGGCCUUUCUGUCGAGUGAUGCGAACGAGAGACCUUCUAAGAGAAAACGAGGCAUGAAUCCCGGAACCGAAGCUGAACAGGGUCCACACGUCGUACCCUGUAUGCCAGCAGAAAUCGAGCCCAUACUCGAUACCACAGUAACAUUCAACACGCAGCAUGGCGAAGCAAAUAGCCUCGACAUGCCACAGACUGCGAAAGUCAUACAGUGGCCUGCAGCAGGGCCUAGUCAUCUACCAGCACCACCAAAGGCCGGUACAUCGACCACGCCGAUCAAAAAAGAUGUUCAGGCAGCGAUCAAGGUCCAGGCCGAAGGCAAGACGUCAAAAACCAUGCUGUUCUACUGCGAGCUGCACCACGCCACAUACAAGGGGCACAGCAGCUUCUCGCGACACAAGAGGACGACGCCAGGCCACGCAGAGUACAAAAAGCCGCCCGAAUGCAUGUACUGCCACAAGAAGAGACGAAGCAGCCCAAGCGUCCUCGAAUCCACGCGACACCAUAACGGCGCGCAUUGGGAGGCCGGACUCGGACCACGAUAUUCUUCCACGACCGUAACAGGUCUCCAAGAUGGAUACGCCCCGAGGGGUAAUGGAGACCUUGACUUGGGAGAAAGCCGACGCGAGCGACGAGAGUUUAAGGCGCUUGAAGGCUAUAUACGAAAGGUUGCAGCUCCGCUCGAAACUGGGGCGGAGGGGCAAUGGCGAAGCGUGGCUGAAGACCAUCAACACCUCGUCGCUGUAUCCUGUUACUGCUCCGUCUGCUCUCUGACGAUGGCGCAGUGGGGCCAGGGCCAGCCUGGCUACCAAUAUCCCCUUCAAACGGGAUUUCAGAACCAGAACCCCGCUUUUCAGCAGCAAGGCUACCCGCAAGGCGGUCUUGCACCGCAACCCAUCGGAUUCGCCGCGCAACGUCCUCCAGGAUUCCAGCAGCCUCAGCAGACAGGAUAUCCGGGCGGAGUACAAGGUCUAAUUCCCCAGCAGACUGGUUUAUCUGGUCUCGCUGGAGGAUUCAAUCAACAGCAGCAGCGACCUCCGAUCCCGCCCGUGCCGCCCAUCCCAUCACAGUAUGGUCAGCAGCAGCAGCUACAGCAGAGCGGCUUCCUGGGCGCGCAGCAACAGCAGCCAAGUCGAUUCCUUAGCCCUUCGCCGGCUCUCGGCGGUCCUGGGCUUGCACCCCAGCCAGCUGGCUUCCCCGGUCGUGUCGGUGGGGGUUUGCAGCCGCUGGUUCCGCAGGUGACGGGUUUCAUAGACCCGCGUUUGCAGAUGAUGUCCAGCACCUUCUUGCCCGCGAAUCAGUCUUCGCCAUACAAUGCUGCCGGCGCUCCACAGCUCUUCCAACCACAGCAACAGCUCGGCGGUCUUUCGCUCCAGCAGAGCUUCCAGCAACACAAUCAGGAAGUCAAGGGCACCGCGGCCCCAAGGGUCCCGUGGGCGCUGUCGAAGGGGGAGAAGAAGAGCUACGAUCAGAUCUUCCGGGCAUGGGACGCGAGCGGGACGGGAUUCAUCGAUGGUGGGACCGCUAUCGAGGUAUUUGGUCAGAGCGGGCUUGGCAAGGACGACUUAGCUCGGAUCUGCGUUCUUAUUGAGCUCUCUAGGACCCUCGCUGACGGCGAUAACCGCGGUAAACUUAACAUGGCCGAGUUUCACGUCGCCAUGGGCCUGAUCUAUCGCAAGCUUAAUGGGAACGAGAUUCCCGAUGAGCUUCCCCCAGAACUCGUACCACCCUCCCACCGCGACCUUGAUACCUCCAUCACUUUCCUCAAAGACGUCCUUAAGAACGAUGCACGCGCUCGCUCCCCAGGGAAUCUCGACGCGCCCGUUUCGCGAAUGAAGGAGCGCUCCUUCAUGUCGUCAGGUGCGCCGGGCGCCGGCGGACGGCAGGACGCGACGGUCUACAAACACACAGACUCCGAGGCCCCGGGCAGCUACUACACCCCGCGGAAUCGCCAGUUCGACCGCAACACCGUACGCACAGAGCGUGAACGCGACAACCCCGCCUCCGACCUGUCGGACAUGAAGCGUCAGCUGGAGAACACGGCGAAGAUGCUUGACCGCGUCGCGGACGAUAAUGCCAACCGGACGGCAGAGGACGAUGCUCUUGAGCGUGAGAUGCGAGAUCUCCAGCGUCGCGUGAAGCAUGUGCAGGAAGACUUGGAGUAUUAUACGCGCGGCCCGAGGUCAGCGCGCACUGACGAAGAGCGACGCAAGCUCGAGAGAGAGCUGUUGCAUCUGAUGCACGAGGAAGUGCCCGCUGUGGAGAAGAAGAUCCAGGAGCGGGAAGAGCGCAAAGAGCGAGAGAAGAGGGAGUGGGAUCGCGAGCGGGACAAGCGGAACGACAGGUUCGGCAGGUUUGACGAUAGAGAUCGGGAGUAUGGCAGUUACUCGCGGGACGGCGACCGGGACCGGGAUAAGUACGACAGGUACGACCGGGACAGGGAACGCGAUCGCGAUCGCGACUAUGGCAGGGACAGGUCGUAUCGUGAACGCUCGCACUCGCGUGAACGCACGCGCAACUACGACCGUCCGCGCAGCCCUCCUGCUGCACGUUCUCCUCCACCCCCACCCCCUCCCGCUGCGCCUUCUAGCUCCAUCUCUAAACCCCCCCCUCCACCUCCUGUGCCGAACGCCUCCCCCGCUCCGUCCACGAAAAACAUGACCCCGGAGGAGCGCAAAGCGUUUAUCCGUGAACAGGCCGAGCGACGCAUGGCCGAGCGGAUGGCCGCCCUGGGCGUCACCCCGUUGCCUGGCUCGGGGGGCAGCAGGCUGGACACGAGCGUCGAAGACCGGCUUGCACGCGAGAAGAAGGAAGCCGAGGAGAAGGCGCGCGAAGCCGAGAAGGCGGCGGAAGAGCGUGAGAAGGCCAGACGGGAGCGGCUCGAGGGCGAGAAGGCCGUCAAGGAGGGCAGGACGCCCCCGGCAUCCGUCCCGUCCACUCCGGUCGUCGCAAAGCCCCCCGCCCCGCCCCCGCCGAAGCCGAGAGCCCCUGCGCCGCCGCCCCCGAGAAAGGCGCCUGCCCCCCGUGCCCCCACUGCGCCGCCUGUGUCCGCUCCCGUACCUCCCCCUGCACCUCCCGCACCCCCUGCCCCUGUCGUGUCCGAGGUUGACCCAGAGGAAGAGCGUCUCAAGGCGCGCGAAGAGGCAUUACGCAAGCAAAGAGAAGAGCGUCUCGCGCGUUUCCGGCAGCUCGAGCAGGAGGAGGAAGAGGAGCGCCAGAGAGAGGAAGAGCUGAUCAGGCGACGGAGCGAGGAGGCUGCGCGGCGCACGAAGGACGCAGAGGAGCAGCGGAAGAAGGAGGAGCGCGAGGCCAGAAUACGGCAGAUGGAGCUUGAGGAGGCGGAGGAGCAGCGCAAGGCUGAAGAGGAAUUCGCAAGACGAAAGGAAGCGAGGAGUAGGGCAUCAACUCCGGCACCUUCUAUGGCCCCUCCCUCCAACGGCUCUGCACCGCCUGCACCGCCCCCGCCGCCGCCCCCGCCUGUCCCGCCAAUUCCAGCAUCGUCGAUUGGGAGCCCUGCAGACAAGGCGAAACACAAUCCUUUCAAUCGCCUCGCUAGCUCUGGCAGCGCUGCAGCAUCCCCUGCUGCUGUUUCCCCCAUGAGCGGUAGUACAAACCCAUUCUUCAAGCCCCAGACCCAGCCUGCUCCGGCACCUCCAGCCACAUUCAGCGUGCCUCCUCCCCCGAAGAGCCCCGGGCCCGCCAAGUCAUCGUACCAGACUGCCCCUGCCGAUAGUGACGAGGAAUGGGGCGAUGUUCGUGAGAAAGAGGACAACGAUAGCGACAGUGAGGACGAGCUCGAUUCCUCGCGCGCCACACGCAACCGCCUCGCGCAGCAGCUCUUUGGUAGCAUCCUCCCGCCUGCUAGGCCUCAAUCUGCCGCGGGUGCAGGCGCAGGCGCCACGCCGAAGCCUGGAUCGCCAUUUGCACCGACACCUCCCCCGCCCCCGCCGUCUGCGCCUCCCGCUUCAGUCUCUCAGACUGCUGACUCAGGCGCACCUCCGCCACCACCACCGCCACCACCCCCGGGUGCGCCCCCGCCUCCUGCUGCGAUGGCAGCGCCCACGCCUGCCCCUGCUGGCGAGCGCAGUGCCCUGCUCAGCGCAAUUCAGAGUGGCGCACGGUUGCGAAAGGCAGUGACGAACGAUCGUAGCUCCUCUUCUGUGUCGGGGCGUGUCAUCGGUGACACCACCCCUCCCCCACAUAUCAACGCUGCACCAACGCCUGUCUCGCCUCCCUCUCCUGAUUCUCCCAUAGAUGGCAGCAGGCUGGUACAGAGAGGGGACAGCAGGCAUUCUGUGGACUGGUACGCUGGGAUGGCGGCUGAUCAUGGCGUUCCUUUGAGUCGGGAACCAAGUGGGUUGGACAAGAUGGUCGAGGAGGAUGAACAGGACAGCGAACCCGAAUCUUUACCAAAUAUUCAAGUUGAUAUCAUCGAAGAAAGUAAUCCGCUGGAUGACGUCGACAAGGCCACUGAAUUCCGCACGCGUUCUUUGUACGCAUAUGAAGGCCAACGGCCAGAAGAUCUCUCAUUCGGCGAGAACCUUGUUCUUACCGCCCACCCCUCCAAGUCGGGCGGAGACUGGUGGUAUGGCACUGUUGUACGAGACGGCAAAUCGGGCUUCUUCCCCAAGACAUACGUACAGUCGUUCGAGUCCGCCAAAGCCAAGGCUGUCUACUCUUAUACGGGCGGUAAUGCAGACGAGCUGCCUUUUGCCGAAGGCGACACGCUUUCGAUCAUCGACAAGAGCGAAGGUGAUUGGUGGAAGGCAGAACAGGGCGGUGUGGUUUUCAUUGUGCCCGCCGCGUACCUGGAACUCGUCGAGGCUCGCCGCAAGUCUUCACUACCUUCAACACCUGAGGCAUCGACGAUGGCAAGCGCGGACCGCACGAGCUUCAGCGAACUGGUAAGCGGGGACGACAGCUCGGAUUCGGAAUACCUCUCCUUUUCAGAUUCGGAUGACGAAGACGAAGGCCAGACCGAGGCUCAGCGGAAGGCGGACCGGGAGGCGCGUGUUCUGGAACGGCAGAGGGUGCUGGAAGCCGCAGGUUUGAUCGUAAAGGAAGAUGGGAGACGGCCUCCACCAAGGCCUGUCCGGCGCAAGGCGGUGCUGGCGAGCCCGGGCAAGAAGAGUCGCCCGCCGCCGCCGGUCCCUUCGUCUGCUGCAAACCGCGUGUCGGCGAUUUCCACCGCGUCGGACAAGGAUCUUCCCCCCGUGCCGGACCGCGAUCGCGAUCGAGAUCGGCCGACCCGUGACGAGUUCGCUCGUCUGGACGACGCCUUUGACCGGUACGAGGCGUUCAAGCUGGCGACGGGCGAAGGCAUCAACAACCGCCUGUCGAUCGCGUCUUCUGUCGACAGCAGCAGCCUGAGCCCCACCCCGUCGUCGCCGCAGUCUCUUCGGCACACCAAAUCACAGGAGAGUGAGAAUCGGUCGCAUUCGUCUUGGCUUCAUAUAUUGGGGCGCAGUCGGACCCCCGUGGGGGAGUCGGAGAGGAGGGUCAUGCCCAUAAUCUCUGGUCCGAUUCUCAGCAACGAAUCGACGCCUGUGAGGGAGAACAGCCCUACGUUUGGUUCGUCGUGGGCCAGCCUCGUGGACAAGUCGGCCCUGGACGAGAUACCGCAGCGUGAGCGACGACGACAGGAAGCGAUCUUCGAGUUCAUCGCGACUGAGGCCGCGUAUGUCCGCGAUUUGCAGCUGAUAGUGGAGAUAUUCUAUGCGAGCAUGCUCAGCAUAUUGGAACAGAAAGAGGUCACCGUCAUCUUUGCAAACGUUGAGGAUAUCUUAUUGACCAACACCACUUUUUUGAGCUCCUUAGAGGAACGACAGCGAAAUUGCCGCUUGUACAUUGAUCAAAUCGGUGACAUCCUCGACCAGAACAUGUCAAAUAUGCAGGUCUACGGCGAAUACUGCAGCAAUCAUUCUCAAUCGAUCAAAGCGCUCCAAUCUUUACGAGAGAUCAAUCCGGCUCUGGGGGCGCAUCUUCAGAAACUCAGAGAAGACCCGACCAUCCGGAACCUAGACCUAUCAAGCUAUUUACUUGAACCCAUGCAAAGGAUCACUCGAUAUCCCCUGCUAAUCAAACAGAUACUUCACUAUACGGACCCAGACCAAGAUCGCAAAGCAACGGAACGCGCCCUCCGCACCGCAGAGCAGAUUCUGAGCCACAUUAAUGAAACGAUACGGGAACAGGAAGGCCGUGAACGUCUGAGAGUUCUCUCGCAAGACCUCUGGAUUGGUCAGGGCCGGCUCGACCUUACUGCCCCUACACGCCAUAUGGGAGAACGGAGACUGAUCAAAGAGGGUCCACUAUCUAAAACGAAGAGCGGGAAGAAGUUGCGCGCGUUUUUGUGCAGCGAUAUCCUCGUCCUCACGGAUGAGCAGGCAAAAUCUCUAUAUCGAAUGCCUAUCCCUUUAUAUGAGGUCCACGUUCGCGAGCUACCAGGAAGCAGAGAUGAUCUCGCAUUCCAGCUCGUGAUCGCAUAUCCUCGGGGAGGCGACAAAAUCGCAUUGCGAGCUCCUUCCGCACGAGAUUGUCACAUGUGGAUGGCAGAUAUUGAUAUCGCAUCUCAGGCGUGCAGGGAUGCUGAACGGCGAGCGGCGCGGGGUUCGGCGCGGAGGUCUAUAUCUUGAGCUAUCUGUGAAGACCAUGCUUCUUGAUCCUUUGCGAAAAUUCGGGCUCCCCCUUUCUUAUUACCUUCUCUGUAUAUCCACAGCCAAUCUCUUCAUCCAUAUAACUCAUAGACGCAGUACAAUACUCUCAUGGUUUCUAGUCGGACACUUAUCUAUGAAUUUCAAACCGGG
Heterobasidion irregulare TC 32-1 is the source of this 7272-nucleotide messenger RNA. RefSeq lists its product as uncharacterized. The transcript has 24 exons. Gene Ontology annotation, biological process: positive regulation of Rho protein signal transduction; intracellular signal transduction. Gene Ontology annotation, molecular function: guanyl-nucleotide exchange factor activity; actin binding. The record is from RefSeq and is a predicted model, not a curated record. Lineage: Eukaryota; Fungi; Basidiomycota; Agaricomycetes; Russulales; Bondarzewiaceae. Bases 1 to 7101 code for a protein of 2366 amino acids.